UCCUCGUAAAUCAGGAGAGAUUCCGUUUCGGGAAAAUUUUAUUUAUUGAAGUGAUAAUAUCUCCUCUUAGUACUUUUAUGUGUUUUAUGAAGCACUUCGUUUUUUUUUUUAAACGGAAGAUUUAAUGUGUAGUGACAAAGGCUUCAACUAUACGCAAGAAAGGAAACCAAAAAAAAGAUUUGCAUAAAUAAAUCUAACAAAAAACAGCGCAAACAGUAAUUAGCGGGAAAGCUAGAAUUCUUUAAAGUUAUUGCCUAAUCUUAACAAAAUGGGUGAUUUGGACAGCGUUCGCGUAGCUUUACGGAUACGACCAUUGGUGUCUUCAGAGAUUAAUCGUGGCUGUCAGGUAGCUGUUGAAAAGGUGGACAAUUUUAAUCAGGUCCUAGUUAACAAGACAGACUCCUUUACUUUUAAUUUUGUUUUCGACUGGCGAAACUCUCAGGAAGAACUGUAUAAUUCAAGUGUUUCGGAUAUGUUAGAUAAGUGCUUUCGUGGCUUCAAUGCCACGAUAUUAGCAUAUGGUCAAACUGGUUCUGGUAAGACACAUACCAUGGGCACCAUUUUUGAUGGUUGCCUUAAUGAACAUGCUGGCGUUAUACCGAGAGCUGUAUAUGAUAUAUUUGAGCGUACGCGCAAAAUGAAAGCUGACUUUGAUUUUGUAGUGAAAUGUUCGUUUGUGGAAUUAUAUCAGGAGCAAUUAUUUGAUUUACUUUCCAAUAAGUCACGCGAAGAUAGUGUUGUAGACAUACGUGAAGAUCGGAGUGGUAUUGUAAUGGUAGGUCUUACCGAGAAAAUAGUAUUCUCCGCUAAAGAAACUACAGAUUGCUUAAUAAGUGGAUCUUCCGGCAGAGCGGUAGCAUCUACAGCGAUGAACCAGCAGUCUUCUCGGUCGCAUGCGAUUUUUACUAUUACUCUAGAAGCUACAAAGAAUGAUGAGUCUCGUGCUGUAACCACUUCUAAAUUCCAUUUGGUAGAUUUAGCCGGUUCAGAACGUUCAAAGAAAACGCAAGCUACGGGCGAUCGUUUUAGAGAAGGUGUGAAAAUAAAUCAAGGACUUUUGGCGUUGGGAAACGUCAUAUCCGCCUUGGGAGAUGGUAAAGGCGCAGGGUUUGUGCGUUAUCGAGACUCUAAGUUGACACGACUGUUGCAGGACUCUCUCGGUGGCAACUCUAUGACUCUUAUGAUUGCUUGUGUUUCAUCUGCAGACUAUAAUGUUUCCGAGACUCUAAGCACUUUACGGUAUGCCGAUAGAGCGCGUAAAAUUAAAAACAAGCCUAUAGUAAAUCAAGAUCCCCAUGCGACUGAAAUUAAUCGUCUUAAGGGCAUUAUACAAAGGCUGCGUUUGGAACUAUUGGCGAAAGGUGGAACCGUUGGUUCAUCAUUGGACAGUGAAUUGGAAAAUGGAUCGCCUUUGCCCAGUCUUAUUGCUACUUCUACGCCCGCUGAAUUGCUAGCUUCUGAACAAAAUCGCAAAUACAAAGACCUCCAAGAAAAAUAUGGUAAUCUUCAACAGCAAUGGCAAAUGAUUUUACACGACGUAACCGAGCAUGAAAUGCGGGCGCAUAUAUUCGAGGUAACGCACCGUAAUAUUAAGACAAAGGUAGAUGAAAUGAAGCAUAUAGUAAAUGACUUGAAGCAUAUACGGAUGGGAAGUCCUGUGGAUGGAGAUAAUAUGCAAAAGUCAGUGUUGCAAAUAAGCACUUUGGUAGGGAACUUGCAAGAAGAAUUGGAACGAACACAAACUGAAAUAUUGGAUAAUAAAAAACGGUCUUCUUUAGCUUCUUUUGAAAAUAGCGACGUAAAGAACGAGGAACACGUCGCCCAGUUAAUUAAUUCCUCCUUGCAGGAACAUACUGAACUCUUUACCAAUAAGCAGAUGGAAAUCAACGAACAAUUACGACGCAUUAAUCGGGAACUGACGGUUAAAGAACAACUGCAUCAGCGUAUUGCGGGUAAUUUCAGCAGAUAUUCAACGUUGGACGACAAUGUUGAAGAGAAAUUCAGGGAAUGCGAAAAAAAAAUUCAGGAAUUGGAGGUGGAAAAAUGCGAUCUGCUUGAGAAAUUGCGGCAUGUUAAAGAAAAUGUCUCUGCUAAGUUGUCCGAAGAAAGAAGGAAACGACUGCAAAUAUUAGAAACAGAAAUAACUGACAUGAAACGCAAGAAUGUGCAGCAAGCGAAAUUACUGAAAAUACGUGAAAAAGAAACUCAGAAGAUACAAAGCCUAAAUAUGGAAAUACAAAGCAUGAAAGAGGCUAAAGUGAAAUUGAUACGUAAUAUGAGGCAGGAGUCGGAGAAAUUCCGUCAGUUUAGGAUGAUGCGCGAAAAAGAGGUAGUACAGCUCAAGACACGUGAUCGCAAACUGCAAAAUGAGAUGGCGCGAAAGGAAGCAUUGCACAAUAAGCAACGCAAAGUCCUAAAACGCAAGUGCGAGGAAGCGUUGGCUAUCAACAAAAGAUUAAAAGACGCUUUGGAUCGUCAGAAGGUAGCUCAGAGUCAACGUCAACAUUUCCACUCUGCUAAAGAGUGUAAUAUUUCUUCUACCAAGGUGGCUGAGACUAUUGCCUGUGUAGAGCGCGAACUGGAAGUCAUAGUAUCACUAAUCGAAGCUGAACGUACGCUUGAACAAUUAAAGGAUGAUCGUAGCAUUAUUAAUAGGCGAUUGGAAGAGUUGCAGCAUCAGCAAUGUGAUAAUGAGAUUGGUAUCGAUGAUGAAUUGAAUAAUUUGCGUUGUGAACUGGAAAUGCGUGAUAAUCAAAUUGCUGACCUCCAGCAAAAAGUAUGUGUCAACGAUAUCGAUGCGAUAAUGCGAAAUCUGAGUGAUGCUGCACACAGUUUGCUUGAAGCACGCGCUGUAAUCAAACAUCUUUUAAAAGUAAUAAUGGAAAUGAGACGUGAAAAUAUUCAAACUCGUGAAGAUCUUCUUAUCGCCGAGGAAAAAUGCAUGGAAGCAACUAAAAGUACGCAUGCGUUAAAAUUGGAAUAUGAGGAGGCAAUAGCUGAAUAUGAGGAGAAAAUUUCGGUGGCAUUAACACCGGAACAAGAGCAACGCUUGAAAUUACAAGAGAAGCAAGAAAGAAAGAUAGAAACGUUAUUGAUGGAAAUUGAGAAUUACAAAAAAAUUUUAAGUGGGGCAAAAUUAUACAAAGAAAAAUCUGAAGGAAUGAAGGGAAAGCACGUUAAAGUUCCUUGUAAAUCUGUUGAAAGAACUGAAGAGGAUGAUUUAUUACCGUUGGAAUCAAGUGACUCACAGUCAGAUUACGAUUGCGACAACGAUCCUGAUUGGACCAAAACCCCUUUAAUACGUUAUCGUAGGAGAAGACCUAACAGUAGAGCGUAUAUGUCCCAAUCUGUCAACAAUACCACAAAGCUUGUUGAUGACGAAGAUCUCUCCCACAACCAGCACAUCGCCGCUAAGGCCCAUAAUUCAACAGCGUCUCGAGCAGGUGCAAAAACAUCUGACGAAUAUAACAAGCAGCGGAAGUCCAAGGGCUGUUCAUGCCGUGGUGACUGCCGCAACCAGCGUUGCGGAUGUAAUUCGAGCAAUCAAAGCUGCACAAAGCUUUGCCGAUGCAAAAGUAAGUGUUUGAAUAAUAAGGAGGCCGCUUCCUUCGAUAUAAGCGAAGACAACAAUAGCAGCGAUGGUAAAAGUGAUGAGGACAAAAAUAUUGAGUUUCCUAAAGAACGAAAUGACAAAAUGGCGGCCGCGUAUCUUACGCCGAAAAUAGCCAGAAUAUCAACAAUCAAUUUCGAAACAUCAGCCGCCAAAAAGAACUUUUUUGAUAAUAAUUAAUUUAAAAAAAAGCUGUUCCACUCCAUGAAAUCAGUUCACGCAUCUAACUGCAUCUUUACAUAUUACCUCUUCCGAUAUCAUUUUAUCAUUAUUUUUACUGUUCUCUUUUUCAUUACCGUUUUGUUUUCUUUCUGAUAAUUUAUAAUCUUAUUUUGGAAGCAAAUAAUCGUUAAAAGUCGCUUUGUUUAGUAUUAAAUUUAUUUAAUGUUUCACAUUUGGCGCAUUUGUACAUAUAUAUUUUAAAUGCUUUUGCGAAAUAGUUUCUAUGUAUCCCUUAGUAAUUUUUUCAAAUUUGCCAUAUGAAAUAAAUACAUUCUUCUAUAUUGCACCUGAAAAAA
Messenger RNA from Glossina fuscipes, 4128 nucleotides. It is a transcript of the gene Klp3A, whose product is annotated as chromosome-associated kinesin KIF4. The transcript has 7 exons. Gene Ontology annotation, biological process: microtubule-based movement; mitotic spindle organization. Gene Ontology annotation, molecular function: microtubule binding; ATP binding; microtubule motor activity. NCBI's taxonomy places the organism in Eukaryota, Metazoa, Arthropoda, Insecta, Diptera, Glossinidae. The record is from RefSeq and is a predicted model, not a curated record. The coding region runs from base 269 to 3790 and encodes 1173 amino acids.